CAUUAAAAAACAUCUUGAAAGAAUUGUGACCAAAAAUGGUCAAAUAAAAUGAAACAUCACGGCUGACUUUGUUCGCAACUUUAACCACCGCGAUCGUGCCGAAUGGAUCUCGCGAACGGAGACGAGUGAAGAGGACGACGAUUGAGCGAGCCCCCGGAAAUGGCGAAGAAAUUCAAGGCGUCGCUGGAAAUGUGUCAAGUACCGACAGCUCGAUAAAAGUGUGCGCGUCUUCGGGGAAGUCGAUUGUGCCGAAAUCACUUUCCUACCGAGGGAGAGACUAAUUGGUUCCACCCCUUAUCUUCCACCCUGCGGGCUCCAAUGAGAGGUCCGCCCUUGCCGAAGGCAACGGCCUUUCCUCAGACACGCUGGAUUUGAGUCCGCAUCUUCAGCACAACAACAACUUCGCCAGCGUUGUCGCGCCCGCAGGAAGUCCGCAGGAAGUAGUGAUGAAAGAGAAAAGCAAAAACGCAGCGCGAUCGCGCCGCGUUAAAGAGAAUCAAGAAUUUAUGGAGCUGGCGAAACUGCUACCGCUUCCGGCCGCGAUUACGACGCAACUUGAUAAGGCCAGCAUCAUUCGAUUAACCACGAGCUAUCUCAAGAUGAGAGCCGUUUUUCCACACGGUCUCGGAGACGAAUGGGGCGCCGCGCCGCCACCCAAUAAUCCACUGGAAACCUCCAUCAAGGAACUCGGCUCCCAUCUUUUACAAACACUGGAUGGAUUUAUAUUCGUGGUGGCGCCUGACGGGAAAAUUAUGUACAUAAGCGAGACAGCAAGCGUGCACUUAGGUUUGUCGCAGGUCGAAUUAACGGGGAACAGCAUAUUCGAGUACAUUUAUCCGGAUGAUCGCAACGAGAUGGUCUCCGUACUGAAUCUUCCGCAGAGCCCCGCGGAUAUCGCAAAUUUUACGUUCCCGCCGCCGAAUUCCCGGGGCGAGAUCGAGUUGGAACGUGCCUUUCUUCUCAGAAUGAAGUGUAUUCUAGCAAAGAGAAACGCAGGACUCGUUACAGAAGGAUAUAAGGUGAUCCACUGCGCGGGGUAUCUCAAAUGCGUCGUGGAAACGCCUAUCGGGUCCGAAUACGAGGACGGAGCCAGUCGAUGUGUUCGGAAUGUCGGUCUAUUGGCGGUCGGCCAUUCGCUCCCGACGAGUUCCAUAACGGAAAUAAAGUUGCACCACAACAUGUUUAUGUUCCGAGCGUCCCUCGAUUUGAAACUGAUAUUCCUCGAUGCGCGGGUAGCGCAGUUGACGGGAUACGAACCGUCGGAUCUUAUAGAGAAAACUCUAUAUCAUUAUGUGCACGGAUGCGACAUUCUGCAGCUCCGACAUGCUCAUCGUGUUUUGUUAUGCAAGGGUCAGGUAACGACGAGGUACUACAGGUUUUUGACGAAAACCGGCGGUUGGGUGUGGAUGCAAUCGUACGUGACAAUUGUUCACAAUUCGAGGAGCUCACGUCCGCACUGCAUCGUGUCCGUCAACUACGUGCUGACGUCCACCGAGAACACUGGCCUGAUCAUGAACUGCGAGCAGAGAUCUACUUGCUCGAGUCCGGGGAAUCCCCCGAGCGCGCCAGUAUCGACUCCUACGAUUAGCGCGAACGACUUGGACAAUCAGAGUCCGAGUCCGCCUUCAUAUCGCAGUAGAACCAAAGAGCCACCCGAUGGCGAAUAUACCGACACCCCGAAUUCUGGAUAUCCAAAUUCCGAGUACAUGGUUGGCUCGACGAAUCACAGUCACUAUCUGUCUUCGUCGCCAUACGCGUCCCAUAGCGUAAAUGGCGCGGCGCACGAGGACAGUGCCUAUUAUAGUCCGGACUUAUUCUACCCGUACGGUGAUCUCCAUCAAGAUCCCGUCAACAGUUUGCAACACCAGCAAGAAACGCAUCAUCAUCAGCAUCUUCUGCAUCAUGCGACGUCCAUGACGAUUCAGCAACAGCAACAAAGUCCGCAGAACAAUCCGCAGAAACGGCAUCCUCAGCAUCUACUGCAUCACGCGACAUCACUGACGACUCUCGAGCAACAGCAGCAGCAACACAGUCCGCAGAGCGGCCAACAGAAACGACCGUAUUCAACAUCCUCGAGUUCUUGCGGCAGCACCGACGGUCUGGAGGCGCAUUUGGCAAACUCUCUGAGUCUGCUGCCCUAUUCCUCGCAUCAUCACCACAUACCGGCCGACUCGACCUCAUCGGCUUCGCUGAGCGAGGGAGGUGUCAUCAUGUACCAGAACUGCGGCUUCAACAAUAAUGAGAAUUACACCACCGCGACACUUCAGCAUCACGACGGCUAUCAGCAGGGUCAUCUCCAAGGUCAUCAUAGCAACGGCAACGCGACAGCAAAGCAUCCGCACCAUCAUCAUCUAGAAGCUUCGUCGACCGCCGGCUACACUAGCGUCAUCGUCGAUUCUCAACAACGUUACAGUCCCGGCACUGUUCCUCAAGAUCUACACGCACAUUCGACGGCAUCGGUAAACAACGGUACCCCGCCGGUGCCCCAUCAACCUCAUUACGAGACGCAUCAUCAGUUUGUUCACUGACAUCAGUUCGAGGUGCCCUGCGCGUAGCACUUCGACGCCGCUUGCGACGAUGAAACGUGCGGGCAUCACAAUCAUCAUCAUCAUCGUCGUCAUUAUCAUCAUCAACAUCAGCAACAUCAAUGCGUAGCGUCAGAAUGCAGCGAGGAGCGGUACGCUGAUUAUCCGUUAAUGAACAACGGAACAACCUACAGCACGUCAGAGUCAGACGCCACCUACGUCGCACCCUGCAAACGGCAGUGGAAAACGGAGGACAAAAGCGUCACGACCUAAAAGGUAACAACACAGUCUAAAUAUCACAGACGUAAUGAGGAACUCUCUACAGACAUAUAAUUGUUUAUUUUAAUAUAAAUAUAAUAACUAAAUUUUAUAUAACAAAAAAACCUAAAGCUCUCAUCACAAUCGUUAUAGUCGUGCUCCGAU
This is a messenger RNA of Pseudomyrmex gracilis, 2948 nucleotides long. It is a transcript of the gene sim, whose product is annotated as single-minded homolog 2-like. Gene Ontology annotation, biological process: regulation of transcription by RNA polymerase II. Gene Ontology annotation, cellular component: cytoplasm; transcription regulator complex; nucleus. The transcript is spliced from 9 exons. Bases 447 to 2528 code for a protein of 693 amino acids. NCBI's taxonomy places the organism in Eukaryota, Metazoa, Arthropoda, Insecta, Hymenoptera, Formicidae. The record is from RefSeq and is a predicted model, not a curated record. Gene Ontology annotation, molecular function: DNA-binding transcription factor activity, RNA polymerase II-specific; protein dimerization activity; RNA polymerase II transcription regulatory region sequence-specific DNA binding.